GUGACAAAAGGCUUUGUCUUUUCUGAGCCAUCCAUUCCAGCCUUAAAGGCCAAGACAGGUGGCCCCGGAACUCUUCGUCCUGUGUCUGCCGUGGUAAGAAGAGCACAGGGUGAUAAGACUUUAGUGCUGGAUUACCGGUGAGACGUGUACAGGGAAUUUUGAAAGAAAACCAGGACAGCCAUGGAUGAUGUAUAUAAAGCAGCGGUAGAGAAUUUAACGGAAGAACAGAAAAAUGAGUUCCGCGCCGCGUUUGACAUCUUCGUGCAGGAUGCUGAGGAUGGCUGCAUCAGCACUAAAGAGCUGGGGAAGGUCAUGAGGAUGUUGGGCCAGAACCCCACCCAAGAAGAGUUGCAGGAAAUGGUGGAUGAAGUAGAUGAGGAUGGAAGCGGGACUGUGGACUUUGAUGAGUUCUUGGUGAUGAUGGUGCGCUGUAUGAAAGAGGAGAGCAAAGGGAAAUCAGAAGAAGAGUUAGCGGAAGUCUUCCGCAUGUUUGAUAAGAAUGGAGAUGGCUACAUUGAUUUAGACGAGCUGAAGAACAUGCUGGAGUCAACAGGCGAGGCCAUUACCGAGGACGACAUCGAGGAACUCAUGAAGGACGGAGAUAAAAACAACGACGGAAAGAUCGAUUACGACGAGUUCUUGGAAUUCAUGAAGGGUGUGGAGUAAAAUCCGUUUUAACAGGCCGCAAGAAAAACCUACGAUGUAUUCCCAGACCCAAAUCUGUGACGUCACUAAACGGCCGCCACACGGACCUUCGGAUUUUGUGAUCAGUUCAUGUUCUAAAAUGUGUUUGUUAUGCUGUAAAUGGUGUCAUAACCUACUUUCAAGAACAACAAUAUUAUUUGUGCACAAUAAAAACAUUUUCUGUAGUAAUUUUUAUUCACAGUAGGUCUAUUUAGUGACCUUGAAAAACGAAAAUUCUGUGGUCAUUUACCCUCAAAUUCAAAAACCUGUGUAAUUCAUUUUGAUCUGCUAAACACGAAGAUAUUUGGAAGAAUGAUUGUAACUAAACUGAUCUGGGGCACCUUUGACCACAAAGUGGGGAAAGUACGGCAACUUCUGUUUUCCCUCAUCUGUAAGUCGCCUUGGAUAAAAGCGAUUGCUAAAUGACAAUAUAAAUGUAUUGGUACAAGAACUGUUUGCUUUAGUCUUUAAAAUAAAUUAUUUUGAGUUAAAGAGAA
Messenger RNA from Triplophysa dalaica, 1181 nucleotides. RefSeq names its product troponin C type 1b (slow) (gene tnnc1b). Lineage: Eukaryota; Metazoa; Chordata; Actinopteri; Cypriniformes; Nemacheilidae. Gene Ontology annotation, cellular component: myosin II complex. The record is from RefSeq and is a predicted model, not a curated record. Gene Ontology annotation, molecular function: calcium ion binding. The transcript is spliced from 6 exons. Bases 181 to 666 code for a protein of 161 amino acids.